AUGACGCUUGAUACAUUAACCCUUACAAUUAUUGGUGGUGUUAGUAUUGUUUGUCUUACUUUAUUUUAUAUAUUAAAAACUAAAACUUCACCCGGUAAUACAAAACAGAGUAAACAAACAAAUGUAAUGAUUACACUGAAAAAUCCUGACAUAAAAUAUACAUUUCCAUUGGUUCAUAAAGAAAAUGUUUCUCAUGAUACACGUCGGUUUCGUUUUCAACUUCCAUCAUCAAAACAUGUCUUGGGUUUACCUGUAGGUCAACAUAUUUAUCUAACGGCACACAUCAACGGUGAACUAGUCAAACGUCCAUAUACACCAACAACAUCUGAUGAUAAUCAAGGUUAUUUUGAACUUGUAAUUAAAGUUUAUCCUCAGGGUAAAAUGACUCAAUAUCUUGAUAAAUUUUCUAUUGGCCAAAAAAUUGAAGUUAGUGGCCCAUCAGGCAAUCUUAUUUAUCGAGAUAAUGGUUUAUUCGAUAUACGUCCACGUAAACCCGAACCAUUUGUCAGUCGACGUAUUCAUAGACUUGGUUUAAUAGCUGGUGGUACAGGUAUAACACCAAUGUAUCAAAUAUUGAAUGAAAUAUUGAAAGAACAAACAUCUAUUGUGCCUGGUGAUCGUGUUGAUAUAAAAAUGUGGCUUCUAUUUGCUAAUCAAACUGAACAAGACAUUUUAUUACGUGAAGAAUUAGAAUUAUUGGCUGCAUCGAAUUCUGAUCGUUUUAAAUUAUGGUAUAGCGUUGAUCGUGAAAGUGAAGAAUGGAAAUAUUCAAAAGGUUUUAUUAAUGAAGAUAUGUUACGUGAACAUAUGCCACCACCAGGUGAUGAUGUUUUAAUAUGCAUUUGUGGCCCACCACCAAUGAUUAAAUUUGCAUGCGUACCAAAUUUAGAUAAAUUAGGUUAUACUAAAGAUAUGCAAUUUACAUUUUAA
Messenger RNA from Rotaria sordida, 930 nucleotides. Lineage: Eukaryota; Metazoa; Rotifera; Eurotatoria; Philodinida; Philodinidae. The record is from the annotation of a GenBank genome assembly.